AUGACAUUGUUGAAUUUGUUAUGUUUGCCACCUGUGAUGCUGAAGCCAGUGUAUGAGCGGUUGGGUAUAGCGGCGACAUACUAUGCAUACAGUGGUGUUCAAAUAGUGGAUGCGACGUGUGGGGGUGCGUUGAAUAAGGCGAUCGAUCGAUAUGCGGGUGCUUCAUUAGCGAUGAUAAUGAUAUCUCCGGUUUUGGUUGGCUUCUCUAUCAGUCAUCAUACAGGUCAGGUAAAGACGAACUUUUGGGUCCGUUGGAGUCUUGUCUUGUUCGCCACUCUUAUGUGCAGCAUCUGGGGCUAUGUGAUGUUCUUAUUUCCACAGCGCCGUGCCAUCGGUACCACGGGAAUGAGCAGUCUUGCUUUCUUCACCAUGAUUACCAACAAUCCUACAAGCAGCACACUUAAGGACCCUUAUGCCCUCAGCGUACUCAAACUCAUAGCUGGCCGUUUCGCUGGCUACUUGGUGGGUACUGUGGUGACUCAAACGAUCAUGCGCCAGAAAGCACAAGACGCGCUCUUUCGCAAUCUUGAACAGGCAACGCGCACCAUCGGAAAUAUCCUUGUUCCGCUAAUUGCACUCGAUACCGGCGUCGUUGAGGAUGAGAAGGUUCUAAACACACUCGUGUCCAAAGAAAUGGCGCUCUCCUCACGCAUGGAAUUCGACCAAUUUGUACAUAUCAAGGACGCCAUCUGGAAACAAGUCGAAAAUGCCUACCGUCUCUUACAACCCAACGCCUUGCUGUUAAGUGCCGCUCGAGUGGAACGAGGCUUCCCAAAUGACAAGUUCAGACACAUGGUCGACUCCCUCAAAGGACUCUUCUUCCACGCCACUUCGCUCUACCUCAUACUCGAAACACACGAAGCCGUACUUAAUGACGGGUUCGCUAACUUCAUCGGCAGCGACCAUCUCGCCUGGGGCAACACCCUAAGAGUUGGCAACGAACUUGUUACCAUCAACCGCAACAAAAACCCGAAUAUACGCAAGUACUUCACCGAACCGAGUCUCUCGAAGAAAACCGCGCAUCUCCCAUUCCUUCCUGCGACACCACAACGACCUAAUCGGGAACGGUCCGCUACUCAACCAUCGGGGAGGCAGCUGCAGGUUCCAACCGAUACCAGAGCGAAGACACCUGCCCGGGUACCCGUCUCUGAUAACAGCUCGCUUUCUGUCGGCAAACCGCGAAUCAAUCUCUACAGAGACAGACCGUCCAUAAACGUCUCAAUAGACGCCCCAGCGGACGGGCACGUCUCAGCGGACGGGCACGCCUCAGCGGACGCCCCGGCCUAUGGUGGUUCAGCCUAUGGUUCAGCGGCGGCAGCGGGGUCGUCGGAGGCGCAAGGAGGGGUGCAAUGGGGGGUUGCCAGCGAGCAAGUGCGGCGGGUGAGCAAUCCAUACGCCACCCCAGAGCGGCGGAUGGGUGCUUUGGACAAUGAGUCGCUGGAGGAGUUACCGUCGCAGGUGCGUUCGGUGUAUGACUUGUCGGUGUUAGAAGUGGUGGACUUGAUUUCGAAGCAAACGAGUGUGGCGGAAGAGAACACGGCGGUGGUCCAGCCGAUGGUGCGUUGGACGGAAGACUUUGGUCCGUGCAUUGGUCGUAUAAGUAAGAAUGUAGCGUGGGCGAUUGGUUGUCUAGGUGAUAGCAUUCAGAGUCGCAUGGUCGAGCGUGAUUUGUUCCGUGCCUUCGGUGAGGUCGAAAAGAGUCUACGUGAACUAUGUGUGAAGCGUCAUGAGUGGCAGCGUUGCGUUGAGGACAUGCUUAAAAUCAAUCUGGCGGAGUUUUGUCAAAAAGGCAGCAUCCUACAAGACGAUCCCGUCUUCCUAAAAGAAGUAGUCGAAAAUAUUCUAGGCAUCAGCAUUGCCCAAUACAAGGAAAUGGACGUUGAAAAUCGCGGCCUACUCUGGAGCAACCUAGGCUAUGUACGAGAUAAAAUGGCCCGCUUCACAUGCAUCAUCGUAGCUCUGGGCUCACAAUUGUCAACAUGCAUCAAGCACCUUCUCAUCCUAUUUCCCGACCUCGCCCAUGAAGAUGACAACCAUGAAGACAAUCACGCACACCACGUACUUAGCAAACUAGAAAAACACUUCAGCACCACCAGCCUCUUCAGCAACCUACCUGACGAUCACACACCGCCCCAACCCGACGAUCACACACCGCCCCAACCUGACGAUCACACACCGCCCCAACCUGGAGCUCAACUAGACAAAGGGCUACAAGUCACAAGCUACCCGCCGCAACAGGCAGCAGAGUGGCUACAAGUGGCAGCAGCAGAGGUGGCCGUCGAGACGGAAAAGUCGGCCAUCGUGGAGGACCAGAGAAAAAGCGGGGAGGAUCAGAGAAAAAGCGGGCAGGACCCGAGAAGCGGGCCGGACCACGAAAGCGACCAGGAGAGCCAGAGAAGCGACCAGGAGAGCCAGAAAGACACAGAGCUCCAAGGGAGCGGAGAAGAUCAUGGAGGGGGAGAAGAUCAUGGAGGCGGAGAAGAUCAUGGAGGGGGAGAAGACCAAGACCGGACAGACCAGAUGUUGUCUUCGGCCAUUUUGUCGGUACCUCCACCCAGCCAAGAGUCUCAGUUGGUUUAG
Molecule: messenger RNA, 2580 nt
Organism: Gregarina niphandrodes
Lineage: Eukaryota; Apicomplexa; Conoidasida; Eugregarinorida; Gregarinidae
Product: putative transmembrane protein
Exons: 1
Coding region: 1-2580 (859 amino acids)
Source: RefSeq, a predicted model, not a curated record